GGUGGCAGGGAGAACAUGGCGGCUGCCUUGGUGAUGCUGGGUGCCGGCUGCGGCGCGGCCGUGCUCCAUUGGGAGGCUGCUCCCUGAGCGGGACGGGAGCCGAGUCGAGCUUCUUCCCGUUGCGGUGCUGUCCGUGUGAGGCAUGGUCGGUGUGCUGUAGCGGGGCUGAGGGCCGCGGCGAUGCCAGAGGAGGAGCCCCGAGGGGAAAGCGCUUGAGCCGGCCUGAGGAUACGUUCAGUGUGUGUGAAACGUAGCCAUGGUGUCAUGGAGAGGGAUAUACUUUGUACUUACACUGUUCUUGGGAAGUUUUUUUGGAAGUAUAUUCAUGCUGGGUCCUUUUCUACCUUUGAUGUUUAUCUCACCAGCCUGGUAUCGCUGGAUCACCGAUUCCAUUGUGGCCACUUGGUUCACGCUCCCAGUGGCCUUGCUGGAAAUGGUGUUUGGUGCCAAGGUGGUUGUCACUGGUGAUGGAUUUGUUCCUGGAGAAAGGAGUGUCAUUAUCAUGAACCAUCGCACACGAAUGGACUGGAUGUUCCUGUGGAACUGCCUGCUGCGAUACAGCUACCUCAGACUUGAAAAAAUCUGUCUCAAAUCCAGUCUCAAAAGCAUUCCGGGAUUUGGCUGGGCGAUGCAAGUUGCUGCCUUUAUUUUCAUUCAGAGAAAGUGGGAAGAUGACAAGAGUCACUUUGAAAAAAUGCUGGAUUAUUUCUGUGACAUUCGUGAACCCCUGCAACUCCUCAUCUUUCCAGAAGGAACUGAUCUCACAGCCAAUACCAAAGCUCGCAGUAAUGAAUUCGCUGAGAAGAAUGGACUUCAAAAAUACGAGUACGUCUUACAUCCGCGGACUACUGGCUUCACUUUUGUGGUUGAGCGUCUAAGGGAAGGUGACAAUCUCGAUGCCAUCCAUGACAUAACUGUGGCAUACCCCCAAAACAUUCCUCAGACAGAGAAGCACCUUUUGAAUGGAAACUUCCCAAAGGAGAUUCACUUCCACGUCCAGAGAUAUCCCAUAGAAACAGUCCCCAUUUCUAAGGAGGAGCUGCAGCUUUGGUGCCGGAAACGUUGGGAAGAGAAAGAGGAGAGACUCCGACACUUCUAUGAAGGUGGAAAAUGCUUCAGUGCAACGGGCCAAAGCAUUAUUCCACCAUGUAAAUCUGAGCUCAGGGUCCUCGCAGUCAAGUGCAUCUCACUCCUGUAUUGGACGGUGUUCCCGCUGGGUAUGCUCGCACUGCUGUACCUCUACAGCUUUGCACAAUGGUAUUUUGCAGCCAUGAUCAUCUUUUUUGUUGUGCAGCAAAAGAUAUUUGGUGGGCUGGAACUAAUCGAACUCGCUUGUCAUCGGUAUUUUAAAAAGCAACAGAAAAUUCAUGACAUGAAAGUAAAAACCAAUUAGUUCUGGGGCAGAGAAAGAGGUAAAAAUGGGUGGGUUUGAGAUGUCCUGUGAAUUUUAUGCACAGGGAAGAAUUUUUGCAUGAGAAUUGUCUUUUCCUAUUGCCAUUGUUAGACAUUUGCACUUGAUUCUGUGAAGAGAAAGAAAAAUGUUAGUUACUGCUACACGUGAAAAUGGUAGUUUUUAUCUCUGAAUGUAAUUUUAACACUGCUCUUGCAAGCAGCUAGCAACUGCAUUCUGCUGUAAUUAGCAAACAAAUUGCUGGAUUAUUGAACAAUCAUGAGGACAUUAAUAAAUGUGACAUGCACUGAACUUUCAUGUAGAAACCCAAGCUGUCCAGUGAAGAGAGACAGAUGUAUGAUUUCUGUAUGAUCAUGUUGUCGUAAAGUAAGCACUGGGUUUGGAAAUGAUGUUUUGAUGGUAGGUGGAAGGAGGAGAGGUUGUUUCUUUUUUUCUAUUUCAAGUAUUCAGAUUUCUUAUUUUAAAACUAUUUUUGCAUAAGCUUUUCCAAACACUACUGAACCUACCACUAUUCAACCACACUGGCUUGGUCACUAGAUGGAUUUUUAAGCUUCGCAGUCUUGUGUUGUAGUACAGAAAACAGUGCUGGCUUUGCCUCCACUUAAAUCUCAACUGAUUAUUUCAUAGACCUAUGCAGCUAAGUUUUGAUUUCUCACUGUUUCAUACUGUUUUCAUCUCCCUGAUAGCUGUGGGAGACUUGUUGUACUGCAGUACACAGAGCUGUGGGAUAGGGGAGCUGGUUUUUUGUUGGGUUAUUGUUUUCUUUUCCUUGUAGAGGCAGAAAUAAGCGUCUGUCUCGUAGUAGCUGGCAAAUAUUUCUCCAAAAGUUCUCCUUGUAGACAUUUUUUGAUCUAAAACAUUGUAUUUAUUUUUCAGGCUAGGCAAGAUACCUUUUUUUGAAGCAUUUCUUUUGAUUUUUACUUUGCUUCCUUAGGCAUUUCAAGUGUCCAUAUAGAUGAGUAGGAAGACUACUUGUCCCAUGUGUGUCAGCCAGACUGCUUGAAAUGCAUCUGAUGCAAUGGUUGUCUCUUUACAGACACAAGGGAUGGGUUUCAGACUUAGCACAGCACAGCGAACUUGAGCUGUACCUUCCUGUGCAGUAUUGAUUGCCUGAUGCCAUCAUUGCUUUUCCAACCUCCUUUGCAAUUGCUGGGGGCUUUUUUGGGGGUUCCCAUUAUAGCACUUUCCCCUACUUUCAUGACAUUCAGAAAAUCCAAAGGCUUAAACUCAGACAAGGCACUUUCAAGCAUAUUCCUUGUCGUAUAUAAUAAGUGUAAUAUUUGUGCUCACAUAAUAAAAGACCUAAACAUUUGGAGGCACUUCAGGUUAGAUUUGGAUUUAAACCUCAAAAACUUGAUUGACUGUAUUGCUAUGAAACCUUCCUGACUACUCAGUAUUUGUUGUUCAUUGCAUGAAGGCUUGGUUGAGCUAAACUGAGAUGGCCUGGCUCCAUCUGUUGGGUGACAUUGCCAUGAAAUGUGAAAGUACAGAGACUGAUGAAUAUCUCAAGCAUUGGGUCAGCAUGGGAGACACGUGUUUUCUUCUAAAUUACAAUACUAGGCAUGUUUGUCUAAUGUGUUUGUAUCCAGGACCAUCUAUUGAACCAAUCACCAGCUUCUAUUCAACCGUCCCUUGCAAGGCGACAAGUAUUUUUUAAUCUGUGUUUCUAAUAACAUUGUUUAUUAUGGGGGAAGUACUUGAAGCCACCUGGGUUACUCUGGGUUUUUUAAUCCCCUUUUUCAAUAAAUAAACCUAGGUUUAUAUUUAGGGUUAUGUUUCUUAAUGUUUUUUUCAUACUGAUAUUUGAUGGCUGACAACUGGUGUUUCAUUGUCACAAGUGGAAGGAGGCCAUUUCUGCACUGUGAGGACUUACUAAAGCAGAAUUCUCUGAUAUCAGAGGCAUGGUUGCAGCUUAAAUCUUCAUAGCCUGGUUCUGCUUCGCCUAAUACUCUGCUUUGAUGCAGUUCCUUGCACAUCAGAUAACUCGUUGCAAGGGAAAACCUAAAAACCUCAUUUAUGGUUAAUGCAGAGGAGACCCAAAAGGCUUCUUCUAGUCUGUCCUGAGCCACAGUUGUGCUUUCAUACCAGGAGUAACCAUGGCCAGCCUACUCCAACAGCCUUAACGCAGUCUUCAGGAAUGACUUUGGAGAACAGGUUAUACAUGUUGGUGACAUAAACACCAGCUACACUUAGUCAGAGAACUUUGUGGUACCGCCAAAUGCAUCAGAAAAAUCAGUGUGAGUCUUGGUCGUGGAGCGGUGGGAGGUUUUCAUCUGUAUGUGAUUAGAUGCAAUCCAUCAUUGACUCUUACAAGGGGUUUUCUCCCAGCUGGAGCCAAACAUACAGUGUGGUGAACAUCCUGCAGAUCUGUAAUCCAUCCUCCUCUCCCAUGUAUUUGGAUUAAAGAGGAACGAUCUUCUUGUCAGCUGCUAAUAUCACAUCUGCGGUGCCUGACUCCAUGAUGUGGGGCAGCACAUGGUAAGUGAAGACUCCUCUCACAGGCAAGGGUGCUGACUUUGUGACUGACAGAGAUUUUCAGAUUAUGUGCAUCAAUUUCCAUCUUACUCAGAAAUACAAGAUGGGAAAAGAAUGAUUAAAACUGAAAACACUUUGUGGAUAUAGAAAGUUCUUUGUUUAAAAAGUGAUUAAGGAACUGGGGGAAGAUCUUUCCAUGAAUGCUUUUUUCCCUCUAUGGUCAAAAUGUAGUUCUUUACUCAAAAGGUUCUUAAUAUACGCAUUUUUUCUAGACUGUUUUGUUCUUACACUUUUUCCCUCUUUGAAGUAUACUGAGAUGGCACUUAGGGACACGGUUUAGUGGUGGACUUGGCAGUGUUAGGUUUACAACUGGAUUCGAUGAUCUUAAAGGUCUUUUCCAGCCUAAAUGAUUCUAUGGUUCUAUGCCAGGUAAAUCACUCUGUGCUGUUGGGUUAAAGGUGCUAAUACUCCAAGAAUCACACACACCCCUCUUCCAUGGGAUGCAGUUGGCACCAAGACUUGUCUCACUAAGUCACCUCCUCUCACAGUCCCAGCAGCAGCAGUGCUCAACAGCAGCUGCCUUGUCUAUGGGAGUUACAGGUCUUGCUAGGUCUUGCUUACAUCAUUUGAGACCAGUGAUGUGCUUUAAAGGCACUACUCUUGUUUGCUCAAUCGGAUGUUUCCUCAUCAGCAUCAGGGGUUUCUUUCUCUCUCUGCUCAGAAGGUUGAAAUCCUGCCAUCUGUGUGUGUCAUCUGCGUAGUGGGAUGUCAGACCAAGACUUUUCUCUCUUGGCUUCAAAGCUAAAAGGCCCAAAGCUGGUCUGAGAGGUGUUGUCUUGAUCAUGCAGACAUAGGUCCUGAUUUUAUGCGUUGCAUCAAUCUGUGUUGUUUAACAGAGAUCUGUGUUUUUAUAACUUGAUUUUAUAUGUACACUCAAUGAAAGGAAACACCAGGAUACUACAAACCUACAGAAAGCCUUAGUUUUCAGAGUUCACUGAUUAUAUUAAAAUGGUUUAACCAUGUACCAGUUACUCUACAGCAACAAUAAAGACCUGAAGCAUCAAA
Molecule: messenger RNA, 4951 nt
Organism: Melopsittacus undulatus (budgerigar)
Lineage: Eukaryota; Metazoa; Chordata; Aves; Psittaciformes; Psittaculidae
Gene: LCLAT1
Product: lysocardiolipin acyltransferase 1
Exons: 7
Coding region: 257-1393 (378 amino acids)
Biological process (GO): phosphatidylinositol acyl-chain remodeling
Cellular component (GO): endoplasmic reticulum; endomembrane system
Molecular function (GO): acyltransferase activity
Source: RefSeq, a predicted model, not a curated record